AUGUUUUCUGCCACGUCAUCAUCAUCUUCAAUGCCCCCUUCUUCAUAUUCAUCUUAUGAGAAAUUGCCACGUCAUCACCAGUCUCAUCAAAACAACAAUUCUUUCUAUAUUCCUCUUCAUACACUUAACUAUUUUCAAUGCGUUAUUCUACUCUAUUUCUUUGUUUUUACUGUGUAUUACCACGAUCGUUAUGGAGGAAAAGUUGAAAAUGUACAAGUCACGUCAGCAGUUUUUGAUUCGAAUUCUAAAGAACUCAAUAUUAUUUUUCUAUUCGAUUCUUCCUCUAAGCCGAGAGAAUUAUUUUUGGGAUUCGGGUCAAAUGAUGCAGAAACACUUAGAAAUGAGACACAAAUCGAAUUGAAACCACCACCUGGAUUCACAUCGAGUUCACAGAUUUUUAUAUGGUCUUCAAUCGAGCCAGAAAAACCAGAAUCUCUAACUGUAAAUGCUGAACAUCCAAAGUCUUUACUUCUCAGAGAUCACACGGGUCAUCCAUUUUUAGAGUUAUCACUUCAAGAACCACACUCCGAGUUUCGUGAUGUUGUUAGUUGUUUCAGUCCAAUUUCUGGAGAUUUUGAAAUGGUUCUUACGUCUCUAACUUCCUCAAUUGCAAUGGGUUCAUUUGUCAGCAUACCAUACGAAGAGCUCACCGGAGAGCUCUAUAAAUUUUUACGAAUAUUUGAAAAAUCAGGGAAUCUCCGGCUAACUGCAUCUCCAUUAAUACGUCAUCAACCUCGUUUGGAUUCAACUGAAAACUAUCAUCUGAAAAUGCUGAAACUGAAAACAGACGUGGCGCAUUUGCAUUGUUGGCUUAUGCAUAAGAAUCGAGCCAAAUUUAUGAUAUUCCAAAACUCGGCUGAAAUAGUUCUUCCGAUUUCUUCAACAUUGGAAAAUCCUGUUUAUAUUUCUGAAUUCUCUACGAUUUUUGAAACUCCACGUGUCGAAGGAUACGGUAUUUUGGAGUAUAAUGCGAGGAUAACAAUUGAGAAAAGAUUGGGAGAUUUCUCUGAUUUCUCAAUUAGACAAGCUAUGGAAUCUUCAAGAAUUGAAGAAUUAAAUGGAAAUUCAAGAGCAUUAAUUAUGAAAAUGCACUCUCCAAACUCUAAGAAUCUCUCUCAUCGCGGGAAAAUGUACCCAUUUUUCAAAAAUUUUCCAUCUCUACCACAAGUAAUUCCAAAGAAAACAAUGAAUAAAAUAGACAGGAUUAUUGAAAUAAUCGAAGAAAACGAUGCAUUCUGGACUCUUAUAAAAGAGUGUUCGGAGAAUUCAAAAGUAUGGAAAUGUUCAUCGAAAAAGUGUGUUCGGCCUUCGAUUCGACACCGAUCACUUCACGGAUGGUACUCUUAUGAUAUUCAUUUUUCAAAGUUUUUAAGUGUCGAAAGUUUUGAUUGUGCUGACUGA
Caenorhabditis remanei is the source of this 1401-nucleotide messenger RNA. RefSeq lists its product as uncharacterized. The record is from RefSeq and is a predicted model, not a curated record. The transcript is spliced from 5 exons. Lineage: Eukaryota; Metazoa; Nematoda; Chromadorea; Rhabditida; Rhabditidae. The coding region runs from base 1 to 1401 and encodes 466 amino acids.